AUGAUAAACCACAACCAGAAUUUUUACAAAGCACAAUAGCUAUUUCGCUAUGGGAUGUAUGGGCUAGAAUGAAAAAAAUAACCACAGAAGCAUGGCAAUUAAAAUUUCGUAAUACUAUAUCACUUUAUUUUGAUGCAUGCUUGGUAAAUGCACAAAAUGAACAUACAAAUAAUAUUCCUAAUUCUGUGGAUGCAUAUAUCAAGAUCAGAAGAAAUUCAGAAGCAGUAAUGACUAGUUUUAAUUUAAUCGAGCCCUUGCUCGGAAUUCAAGUUUUGUAUGAUAAUCAGGACUUGCAAAAUCUUAUGGAUUACUUGGAUUUAAUCAAUAAACGAAUGACACAAAUUCAAGAUAUCUCCAAUAGAUUAACUCAUUUUGGUUCGAAAGUUGAUCAAAAUAUUAGUAAAUGUGUUAACGCAUUAUUAGAUAUAGUUGUUGGUGCUUUUUAUUGGCAUAAACUUUCAG
Racocetra fulgida is the source of this 462-nucleotide messenger RNA. The record is from the annotation of a GenBank genome assembly. NCBI's taxonomy places the organism in Eukaryota, Fungi, Glomeromycota, Glomeromycetes, Diversisporales, Gigasporaceae.